Messenger RNA from Saprolegnia diclina VS20, 2382 nucleotides. RefSeq lists its product as hypothetical. The record is from RefSeq and is a predicted model, not a curated record. The coding region runs from base 1 to 2382 and encodes 793 amino acids. Lineage: Eukaryota; Oomycota; Saprolegniomycetes; Saprolegniales; Saprolegniaceae. Gene Ontology annotation, biological process: glutathione catabolic process; proteolysis. The transcript has 8 exons. Gene Ontology annotation, molecular function: protein binding; peptidase activity.
AUGAACAAGCGCACGAGCCGUCAUGCCAACGACGACACAGCGCCGUUCAUGAGCCUGCGCCAGUCAACCGCCAUCACGGCCAUCGCACUCCUGCCCGCAGGCCUCUGCAUUGGGGCGGUGGACAAUGCGAUUAGCGUCUGGGACAUUGCUACCUUUCGCCCAACGCAUCGCCUACGCGGCCAUGGCCGCUCGAUCACGUGCCUUUGCGGCGUGCCGUCCACGUCGCUUCUUCUCUCGGCGUCCGUGGACCGGACGCUUCGCGUCUGGGACGGCGACCGCGACUUUGCCUGCGUCCAAGUGCUCACGGGCUACAAUGGCCACAUUCUCUCCAUGACGUCGACCAACGACACGCUCUUCAUGGCCUGCCAGGACACGACCGUCAAGGUCGCCAGCGUCUACGCAUCGUCGCCGAGUGCGAUCCUGGCGCCGACGACCGAGUGGCAGAGCAUGAGCAACCACCACGGCUUUGUCUACGGCAUCCGCUACAUUGCGCCCGCCGGCAAGAAACCGCUCCUCUUUACGUGCUCCAGCGACAACUCGAUCGUCUGCUGGGAUGUGGCCGACAUGAGCGUGCUCGCGUCGCUGCACGGCCACCGCGGCAGCGUCCUCGACCUCGUUGCGGUCGGCAACCAACUCUUCUCGGCCUCGCAAGACAAGACGAUCUGCUGCUGGGACAUGGACACAAUGCGCUGCAACGGCAUUCUCAAGGGCCACAGCGCAGCCGUGCUCUCGGUGUGCAGCCUCGAAGACAAGAACCGGAUCUGCUCGGGCUCGGCCGACGAGACCGUGCGCAUCUGGAACACGCAGUCGCUCGCGUGCGUGCACACGCUGCAUGGGCACCGCGGCGGCGUCUCGAGCAUUCUCAGCACCGAGAUGUUUGUCUUUAGCGCGUCCGAGGACAGCACCGUCAAGGUGUGGGACAUUGACUUCAUCUCCAACAUGCGCCCGUCUUCCAACACGACCAACUCGACCAACACCAACUCGAAUACGAAUGAGAGCCAAGGACCGGCGCGACCGCAGAAGCUCAAGAUGGACUCGAGUCUCAUGAGCGUCAGCGCCAUGUACAACAAGCAGACGUCGGACGCGUCCAUGAUCCACCUCUUGCGCAAGUUUGUGAGCAUCCCGAGCGUCAGCGUCGACCCGCAGUUAGUCGAUGAUUGCUGGCUGGCCGCCAAGUUUGUCAAGGGUUUGCUGCGGCAGCUCGGCGCCGAGUGCCGACUGGUGCACUGCGGUCCGAACAUCAACCCGAUCGUGAUUGGCAAGCUUGGGAACGACCCGACCAAGCCCACAGUGCUCAUUUGCGGCCACUAUGAUGUCGACGCAGCAGAGGCAGAUGCCUUCUCACUGCGCGGUCAAGACGGCUAUCUCUACGGUAGUGGAGUGGCGUAUGGAAAAGGUCCUGUGGUGGCUGCCCUCGCCGCCGUGCGGGAGCAUGUCGCCGACGGCGCCGCUUUGCCCAACGUCAUCUUCCUACUCCACGGCGACCAUCAACUGCGGGGCUUUUACGAUGCCAUUGCCGAUCAAAAGAGCACUCUUGGCUCUAUUGACGUGGUGUGGAUUCUGGAAAAUACGUGGCACGACGACGCGACGCCAAGCGUACCGUACGCGAUGCCGGGUCGGCUGGACGUGGCCAUCUCUGUCGACGGUCCGAGUAUGGACUGCCAUGGCGGCUUCCACGGUGGCGCGGUCCGAGAGCCGAUGCUGGACCUUGUCGCGCUUGUUCAUCGCCUCGUGGACCCGUCAUCGGGCCGCUUCACCGACCCGGCUUUCUAUGACGUGACAGCACCUAAUGCGUUUGUUGCGCCCGCACCAAGGAUAACGUCACUUCUGGCGUCGCUCGACAAUGCGUCCGUGCUCGCGCGCUCGGCUACGACGAAGCUGACACUGCACACGGUUCCGCCCCAGGAGCCCAAGACGACGGCGGAGCGCGUGCUGCAGCACGUGCGAGCCAUGUUCAAGACACUGCCCACGAGUAAUCGUUUGCGCGCGACUGUUACUGCUAACAUCCCGUGGUGGUGCGAGGACCCGAAUAUGGUCCAUCUCGAAGCGGCGCGACGCGAACUCGAGAAAGUGUGGCGGACCCCGCCGUCCCUGCAGCCCGCAAUGUCGGCCUCCAAGAUCACGACCGUGCUCAAGGCCCAUUUUGAGGCCCCUUGUGUGCACUUGGGCGUCGGUCCAUCAUCGCAUGCCACCGCCGAGCGCGUCUCGAUGCGCAAUCUCAUAGGCGCCCGGGACGUCUUCAAGGGCCUUCUCAGCUGGCUUGCAGAGAGGCCGAGCGCUUUGCCGUCUCUAUCUGCCAAGUCGCUCGUCCGGCGGGCUCCGCUGGACAGCGGCGCAUCGUGGUAUCCGUCCAGCGCGGCCUAUGAAAUUAAAAUCGCCUAA